AUGAGAACUUACAGAUGGCCAUUCAAUUCUCCAUUUAUUGUGCUCGAUGUUUUUCUGCACUGUAAGCCUACACCACCGCCACAAGGAGGGGCAUACUGCUGCCGUCCGUCGCACUCAAAGUUCGCCAUCCGUCAUCUAGCUUCCCUCGUGCUCCAAGUCUUCAACCCCUGUUCGCUGUCACCGAGCGCGGUUGCUUCCUCGAGCUCGGCGUCCGUCGUCUUUGUCUGCUCAGCCACGCUUCCGUCGCUGUUUGUUUGCCGUUCACGUUCGCGUCUUCGUUCGCGUUCUUCGUCGUUCGCGUUCGCUCGGCGUUCACCGUUCGCGUUCACUCGUUGUUCACCGUUCGAGUUCGCGUUCGUCUGGAAGCCACGUUGCUCUGCUUCAAACUCUGCGACCAACCCGCGUGCUCCACUCGUCGAACUGCUCUCUGUUGUCCCCGCCGAUCAAGAUUGUUAUGAGCUUUCAGCUGAGUAUGAAAGGAAGCAUAAGACUGAGAAGUUGGAGGAACUUGGGAAUAUGCUAACUGGUCUUGAUGCUGGGGAUUCUAUUGUCAUUGCCAAAUCAUUUUCCCACAUGCUUAAUUUGGCUAACUUGGCAGAAGAAGUUCAAAUUGCCUACCGAAGAAGGAUUAAGCUAUUAAAGAAGGGCGAUUUUGCUGAUGAGAACUCUGCCAUCACUGAAUCUGACAUUGAAGAAACCUUCAAGAGGCUUGUGACUGAACUGAAAAAGUCCCCACAGGAAGUGUUUGAUGCUUUGAAGAAGCAAACUGUAGAUUUGGUCCUAACUGCUCAUCCCACUCAGUCCGUUCGUCGAUCUCUGCUGCAAAAGCAUGGAAGGGCUGGAAGGAUACCAUAGUCAAGCAAGAUCAGUCUCAUGAGAACCAAUCAGAUAUGAGAAGAAGAAGAAGAAGGCUAUUGCUAUUUUUUAAGGCCUUUAGGCAUAUCUAUCUAGAGUGGAAGCAUGUUAUGACAUUUCCUUUUUUUUUUUUUUCUAUCUUUUAGGUGAUUAUUCUUUACGUGAGAACUAGUUCAGGAACACAAUAAUCUAAUAUAUUAUUCUUUAUUAUUAAAGUUUAAGGGGCAGAACAUCUUUUAGUUAAUAAUAUCUGUUACAUAGUGCUAAAACUAUGUGGUUCAAUGAUUGUGAACUAGUAGCAUAUAUGUGUUUUAAAUUGGGAGGAAUCCAAUGAUUGUAUUUAUUUUUUCA
Messenger RNA from Arachis stenosperma, 1206 nucleotides. RefSeq lists its product as uncharacterized. The transcript has 4 exons. Gene Ontology annotation, biological process: carbon fixation; regulation of DNA-templated transcription; transforming growth factor beta receptor signaling pathway. Lineage: Eukaryota; Viridiplantae; Streptophyta; Magnoliopsida; Fabales; Fabaceae. Gene Ontology annotation, cellular component: transcription regulator complex; chloroplast; cytosol. Bases 1 to 855 code for a protein of 284 amino acids. The record is from RefSeq and is a predicted model, not a curated record. Gene Ontology annotation, molecular function: phosphoenolpyruvate carboxylase activity.